Xiphias gladius (swordfish) is the source of this 2914-nucleotide messenger RNA. It is a transcript of the gene rab33ba, whose product is annotated as RAB33B, member RAS oncogene family a. Bases 295 to 1023 code for a protein of 242 amino acids. Gene Ontology annotation, biological process: Rab protein signal transduction. Gene Ontology annotation, molecular function: GTPase activity; GTP binding. The transcript has 2 exons. The record is from RefSeq and is a predicted model, not a curated record. NCBI's taxonomy places the organism in Eukaryota, Metazoa, Chordata, Actinopteri, Istiophoriformes, Xiphiidae. Gene Ontology annotation, cellular component: Golgi apparatus; endosome.
AUGUAUCUCGCGAGAAAAGACUUUCCUGUACAACCCAGUACGUGGCCUGACAGCUGUGGACUGAGAGUGUUUACUGGGAUACACUUGUUCGCAAAUAGAGACAGUGUGUAUGUAACGAGAGCAUCUGAACGUCUAAUAAAUGUUCUGAAUCCCUAACAUGUCUUUGAAUUCUGGCACAGAACGUUAACUGUACCGGCUAGGGCUUGCUACCGACGUUUCCCCGCCGUGCAGCAGCAGUAGGGGCCGCUGCUCAAGAAAGCUCCCCCUGCUGAUCGUGCUGCCUGUCCGUCUGAUAUGGCGGACAGCGGGUCGCCGGUGGAAUUCCCCGGCUCUCUGACGAGCUCAACUCUUCCUCCACCGAGAACUCGCAUCUUCAAAAUCAUAGUCAUCGGGGACUCGGGGGUCGGUAAGACGUGCCUCACCUAUCGCUUUUGUGCCGGGAAAUUCCCCGAGAAGACCGAGGCCACGAUCGGGGUGGACUUCAGGGAGAGGCUGGUCGAGAUUGAUGGCGAGAAAAUCAAGAUCCAACUGUGGGACACUGCAGGCCAGGAGCGCUUCAGGAAGUCCAUGGUACAGCACUACUACCGCAAUGUGCACGCUGUUGUCUUUGUCUAUGAUGUUACCAAUGCCGCCAGCUUCCACAGCCUCCCCGCCUGGAUUGAGGAGUGCAAGCAGCACGCUCUGGGCACAGAGGUACCCAGGAUCCUAGUUGGAAACAAGUGUGACCUCCAAGACUCCAUCCAAGUGGGCACGGAUGUUGCGCAACAGUUUGCAGACGCCCACUCCAUGCCUCUGUUUGAGACGUCUGCAAAAAGCCCAAACAACCAAGGAGAUGAAACCUUUGGUGGUGGAAACAAUGACCAUGUUGAGGCUAUUUUUAUGACGGUUGCCCACAAGCUGAAGUCUCAGAAGCCUCUAGUGUUGAGCCAGCCGCCCGGGGGAUCGGUGGGUACCAUCAACCUGAGCAGGGGGAUGAAUGAUGGGGGUGAUAGGGCUAGGAGCUGGGGCUGCAGCAGCUGCUGAAGGAGGAAAAUGAAGGAGAGAGAGGCAACUUUAGCUCCAGGCUGUACAAAGCCAAUGAGAUUGAGGAUGGAGGGAGCCGAGGAAAGAGUGGAGGUCUAGAAAAUAGAUUGGAUUGAUCAAGAUGUCUUCACAAUCAGAACAACACAUAAAUGAAUGUCUUCAUUUGAAGUUGUUACAUUUUUCCAGUGCUUGUGCUUGAUUUUACAGAUGACUUUAAAUGGUUUUGGGCAGUAUUCACAAUGUGAUUGUUGUUUUGAAAUGCAAAAAUCUACUGAAGGUUCAUGGAAAUGAUCUUGAACAAGUAGCCAAAAUCUGAUCUGAUCCUGAGUCAGUUCUCCUCAGAUAAUAAGUCCCGAUCCUGUGCCACUGAAGUUUCAAAUCAAUUAUCUCCAGGUGUUCUGUGGCAGCAGAAAACAUGGUAACACUCUGGCAUUUGUCAUUCAUCUCAUGUAAUGCAGCAACUAUGAAGAGCAGCUAAUCAGCAUUACUGGUCAGGAUACAAACAGCUUUACUGCUGUAUGACCUGAUUCAUGCAGACAAAAAUAACAACACAUUAUAACAAAAUACAAUCCGUGACAUCUUUUUUAGGUCAUAAUCUGUGUCAACGUAGUACUGACUGCAUUACAUGGAAAGGUGUUUGUGUUAUUUUGCCCAGCCCUACUUUUUUGUCUUGUUUUGUCUUGUUGAAUUGUCACAUCAUACUCUAUAGGUGGUUGGAGUCAAUUUGGUUUUAAUUCAGCCAUUUCAAUAAAGGUGCCCUGUUGAGUUUUCUUUUAAACAAACACUACUGUAUGUUUACAUUCAGUGAUUCUCACCAAAAAAAAUUAAGUCUGUUAGUGAAUUCUAACAAACAUACUGACUGCAGUUCCUUCUCCAAAAACGUUUGCAUCAUGCAAUAUUGUAAAUAUUUUGAAACCUGCAUUGUAAUACUUGUUUGAUGGCUAGUAGCCUUCCCUGUCUUUGCUAACACACUGCUAAAUUUCUUAGCAAUAACACCAUCAACGGUCAAUAACUGUAAGAGUGUUGAAAUUACUUAAAAGAACCUGUAUUGUGUUACCAGUUUGAAGAUGUAAACCCAACGGGGACCUGCUCAUAGAAACAUUGCUCCAUAGUGGCCACCACUAUUGGUCCAAAACUCCACAGGGUGCCUUUAAGUGUGGCUGCUUUAAAUCCAAAGAUUGUAAACCUUGCUUGGUCUGUUUGUAACAGAUGUAAACAAAGCUCAGUGAAAUCUUGCAGUUCAUUGAAACUGGGAAAUUCACUGAAGUGAUCACAUCGACAUUUUUCAAAAUCACUUAAAGAGAAUCCUCAAUUUUUCCUUUUUUUGAUAUAUACUCUAAUUGUAAGUGCAGUUAUAAACUUCUUAUUGCUUGUCACAAGUUGAGGUUUUGGACAAGUCUGGGCUUGUCCAUGCAACGUUGGGCAAGUAGAAGGGUUGAUCUGGAAAUGUCAGACAUGGUGGGCUGAGUGAGUUAUGGAUAGACAGAGAAUGGUCUCAUCGGGGGCUGCUGAGCCCUCUUUAACGCCCCUUAUUAUUUUGUAGGUGUAUUACAUGACCCUAUUGCUUAAGGUCAUAAAACGAGAUUUUGAAACAGCACCUACCUUAAAGCCCUUAUCAUGUUAGUGGACAUAUUCUUCUAGUACUUAAUAUUUCAUAUUAAUCAAAUUACCACAAACCAAUUCCCUAACAGUGAACCGGGGGCAUUUGGGGCCCCUGGCUCAAUUGCUUGUUUUUGCCAUGGUUGGUAAAUCCAGGCUUGAGUCAGAGUGAUUCUGCUGGAGACAUGUUUCAUUUGAUUUGGUUGGUCCAGUCAUGUCAAGCCAUGUAAUUAUUGUGAAGUGGACCAGGGUAGGUCGAAAUCUGAGAAAUAAAAAUUCACUUUUUACAGUC